AUGGAGGCUCUUAUCUAUCACAUUGAUACCUCAUCUUACGAAAUCAAGGCUGAAACUGAUGUCAUUACCUCUUUAGAGGACUUGGUAGAUGAAGUUCCUGAUAGUUCGCCAAGAUUUAUACUGUUGUCAUAUCCAAUAACACUGCAAGAUGGAAGAAAAUCUUCACCCCUGGUCCUGGUGUACUUCAGGCCCCAAACGUCUACUCAAGAGGGCAAAAUGUUGUAUGCAGGAGCAGUAGAGCUUUUCCGAAACAAGGCAGGUGUUAGCAAAGUCCUGGACAUUGACGAAGAAGAGGAAUUGCUGGACAUUCCGGAUCUAUUGCAACAUUAG
Komagataella phaffii GS115 is the source of this 330-nucleotide messenger RNA. RefSeq lists its product as uncharacterized. Gene Ontology annotation, biological process: negative regulation of Arp2/3 complex-mediated actin nucleation; actin filament debranching. Gene Ontology annotation, cellular component: actin cortical patch. Lineage: Eukaryota; Fungi; Ascomycota; Pichiomycetes; Pichiales; Pichiaceae. Gene Ontology annotation, molecular function: actin binding; Arp2/3 complex binding. Bases 1 to 330 code for a protein of 109 amino acids. The record is from RefSeq and is a predicted model, not a curated record. The transcript has a single exon.